Molecule: messenger RNA, 807 nt
Organism: Aureobasidium namibiae CBS 147.97
Lineage: Eukaryota; Fungi; Ascomycota; Dothideomycetes; Dothideales; Saccotheciaceae
Exons: 3
Coding region: 1-807 (268 amino acids)
Molecular function (GO): protein binding
Source: RefSeq, a predicted model, not a curated record
AUGACUUCCACAUCACCCCCACCUAGUUCACGCUGUACAUCUCCUUCAUCGGAUGACUGGACUUUCCCAACCACAGCCCAUGACAUGGCAUCCUGGGGCAUCGAUUGCUUCAGGUCCCAUAUCAGCAAAUCAAUCCUCGAGCAGCUGUGGGACGAUCGCGACCGUGCCGACUUCGAGAUUCGAUGCGGCGACAAGAGUCUGAAGGUUCACAGAGCAAUCCUUCGUUCCCACUCAGAGGUGCUUGCUAAGGCUUGCGACAAUCACUCGUUCAAGGAAGCGGUCUCUGGUAUUCUCGACCUCAAGUCUCAACCUUACGGAGGCAAUCUCGACAACCUAGGCGAUGGAGAUGACCCAGAAAUCGUCGAAGAGAUGAUCCACUACUUCUACCAUCUCGAGCUAUCUCCUAAAGCUCGAGUGAUCUCGCCCUGGGAGUGCGAGGUUGUCCACGUCGAGCCAUCCCUUGUCCUUCUGGCCCGAAUCUACGUCCUUGCUGAGAAGUACUUCAUCGAAGCGCUGAAAUCCAGCGUCAUGGUCGGCUUCCGCAAUAGUCUGGAACGCGAGCUGCAACAUCCAGAACUCAUUGAAGCGUGCCACAUCAUCUUCAAGAAGACCGUGGAGCCAGCGGGCGAGAAGGGCUUGAAGACGGUCGUAGCAAAGUUCCUGGCAGAUCAUCUGGAGAAGGUCAAGAAGUCCAAGAUGCAUGACAAGCUGUUCCAAGAAAUCCCUGAGCUCGCUUUCCGUGUGCUGAAAGAGAUCCCUAAACCCUCACCUCAGGCUCCCCACCACUGUAAAUGGUGUGGUCUUUGA